GCUGAAAAGAGUAGUUUAGCAUAUUACUUAAAGGAGUAUGAAUUCGAUAAUAAGCUGAAUAUGCCUUUCUAUCAUAUAUUUAAGUAUUAUGGAAGAACAUUAAAAGAAACUAAUGCUAUGGCGGCUGAGCAGAUGUGUGAAGUAGCUGAAUAUUGUAUUAUCGAUGCUAUUAGCUAUUAG
Molecule: messenger RNA, 180 nt
Organism: Funneliformis mosseae
Lineage: Eukaryota; Fungi; Glomeromycota; Glomeromycetes; Glomerales; Glomeraceae
Source: the annotation of a GenBank genome assembly